Messenger RNA from Gavia stellata (red-throated loon), 1944 nucleotides. It is a transcript of the gene BTBD6, whose product is annotated as BTB domain containing 6. The transcript has 4 exons. Bases 1 to 1611 code for a protein of 536 amino acids. Gene Ontology annotation, molecular function: protein binding. Gene Ontology annotation, cellular component: cytosol. The record is from RefSeq and is a predicted model, not a curated record. Gene Ontology annotation, biological process: neurogenesis. NCBI's taxonomy places the organism in Eukaryota, Metazoa, Chordata, Aves, Gaviiformes, Gaviidae.
AUGCCACUGCCCCAUGGUUGCCUCAAUGGCAGGAUCAUGAAGUGUUUGACUUUUUUUCUUCUGCUUCCAGAGACCUUAAAGAAGUCCAAAAAGAGUGUGAGGUCAAACGGCAAGGUGCCAGGAUGCUAUGAGAUAGUGCCCCUGUCCCUGAAGAAGAAGAUGGCUGCAGAACUUUACCCUGCCAGCACCAACACCAAUAUUGCAAACAGUAACGCCGCCGCUGCCGCCACCGCUGCCAACAGCAAGAAGAACGCCCUGCAGCUCCAGCAGAGCGCCCAGCCGCCCCCGCCGCCCCAGCUCCAAAACCUCAACAACAACAACUUGGAGAGCGCCAACUGGCAGUCCUUCCACCCCACGCUGCGGGAGAGGAACGCGCUGAUGUUCAAUAACGAACUCAUGGCUGACGUUCACUUCAUCGUGGGCCCGCCGGGGGCAUCCAAGAAAGUUCCUGCCCAUAAGUAUGUUUUGGCAGUUGGUAGCUCUGUCUUCUAUGCUAUGUUUUAUGGCGAUCUCGCAGAGGUCAAAUCUGAAAUCCAUAUACCAGAUGUGGAACCUGCAGCCUUUCUAAUCUUAUUAAAAUAUAUGUAUAGUGACGAAAUAGACCUGGAAGCUGACACAGUUCUGGCUACACUGUAUGCUGCCAAGAAGUACAUUGUGCCAGCCCUAGCAAAGGCUUGCGUCAAUUUUCUGGAGACCAGUUUAGAAGCGAAGAACGCUUGUGUCCUGCUGUCUCAGAGCAGGCUCUUCGAGGAGCCAGAGCUGACGCAGCGCUGCUGGGAAGUGAUUGAUGCUCAAGCAGAAAUGGCACUGAAGUCAGAGGGCUUCUGUGAGAUAGAUCAACAAACACUAGAGAUCAUUGUAACCCGGGAGGCGCUCAACACCAAGGAAGUGGUAGUUUUCGAGGCUGUUCUCAACUGGGCAGAGGCUGAAUGCAAAAGGCAAGGGCUGCCGGUUACGCCACGCAACAAGAGGAAUGUAUUAGGAAAAGCUUUGUACUUGGUGCGGAUUCCGACCAUGACUUUGGAAGAGUUUGCCAACGGAGCUGCCCAGUCAGACAUCCUCACCCUUGAGGAAACUCACAACAUAUUCCUAUGGUACACAGCUGCCAAUAAACCCAAACUAGAAUUUCCGCUGACAAAGAGGAAAGGACUCGUACCUCAGCGAUGCCAUCGCUUUCAGUCGUCUGCAUAUCGCAGCAAUCAGUGGAGGUACCGAGGGCGAUGUGACAGUAUUCAGUUUGCCGUAGACAAACGGAUAUUUAUAGCAGGACUGGGAUUGUAUGGGUCGAGCUGUGGCAAAGCUGAAUACAGUGUCAAAAUCGAACUGAAGCGCUUAGGAGUUGUCCUUGCUCAAAAUCUGACAAAGUUUACCUCUGAUGGCUCCAGUAACACUUUCUCUGUGUGGUUUGAACACCCUGUGCAGGUUGAGCAAGACACAUUUUACAACGUAAGUGCUAUUCUCGAUGGUAACGAACUCAGUUACUUUGGGCAAGAGGGAAUGACUGAAGUGCAGUGCGGGAAAGUGACAUUCCAGUUCCAGUGCUCCUCGGACAGUACUAAUGGAACUGGAGUACAAGGAGGACAAAUACCUGAGCUCAUUUUCUAUGCAUGAUGCAUUUCACCUUGAUUGUAUUCCAAUACUGCAAUGAUGCACAUUAAGGGAUUUUUCAAUUUUAGUACGAACUCUGCAGCAGUAUGGAAUGUUAUGCUACUUACCUAUCUGCUACAUCAGGCUAUACAAAUAAGUGAAGGAAUGCUCUUGAAUUUAAUCUUAUUUUAUUUAUUCAUAAGCUAUUUGACUUAAUAAUUAAGACUGCAACAAGCAGAAAAUGUUAAAUUUCGCACGUACUGUGCAUUUAUUUUGUAUAUAGAUAACUAACUUGCAGACUGCAGCUGACUUAAACAGAAUGUUCUAAACUAGAGCAGUUUAUGAAUCGGUGAAAUA